This is a messenger RNA of Fonsecaea multimorphosa CBS 102226, 1215 nucleotides long. Its product is annotated as serine/threonine-protein phosphatase. The record is from RefSeq and is a predicted model, not a curated record. The transcript has 2 exons. Gene Ontology annotation, cellular component: cytoplasm. Gene Ontology annotation, molecular function: protein serine/threonine phosphatase activity. Lineage: Eukaryota; Fungi; Ascomycota; Eurotiomycetes; Chaetothyriales; Herpotrichiellaceae. The coding region runs from base 1 to 1215 and encodes 404 amino acids. Gene Ontology annotation, biological process: peptidyl-serine dephosphorylation; G1/S transition of mitotic cell cycle.
AUGGGCGCAGUCAAGGUCCCUGUCCCAGGGCCAGCACGCCUCAAGCGAUCGGCAGGACCCGACGAAUGGCUCGAAGCAGCAAAAAACUGCAAGUACCUCUCCGAAUACCACAUGAAGCAGCUCUGCGAGAUCGUCAAGGAGUACAUGAUGGAAGAAUCCAAUAUCCAGCCCGUGUCUACCCCAGUCACAAUCUGUGGCGAUAUCCAUGGUCAAUUCUACGAUUUACUCGAACUCUUCCGAGUCGCAGGAGGCAUGCCCAAUGAAUCGGCCCCCGAAACACCCGUCACCCCGGCAAACAUCAUCACUUCCGCAGACAUUGAACCACCUUCCACCAUCACAGACCCGAAGUUGAAGAAGAAACUGAAACUCGGAGGCUCAGAACAUCCUGAAACACCAAGCGAGAAAGACAGUGAGAUCAGCGAUGCCGAAGAAAUACCCUCAUCACAGCACUCAGAGAUCGAAGACGAGAGAUCAGAGUCAGGAAACGUCAUCUCACGCAAACAAAACGCAAAUUUCAUCUUCCUUGGAGACUACGUCGAUCGUGGAUACUUCUCCCUUGAAACCCUUACACUUCUACUAUGCCUCAAAGCGAAAUACCCCGACAAAAUCACCCUGGUUCGAGGAAAUCAUGAAUCUCGCCAAAUCACACAAGUGUACGGCUUCUAUGAAGAAUGUGUGCAGAAAUACGGAAACACGUCCGUAUGGAAGGCUUGCUGUCAAGUCUUCGACUUCAUGACACUGGGAGCCAUAGUAGAUGGCAAAGUCCUCUGCGUCCACGGCGGUCUUUCCCCAGAGAUCAGAACCCUUGAUCAAGUCCGAGUCGUCGCACGAGCACAAGAAAUUCCUCACGAAGGCGCGUUCUGCGAUCUCGUAUGGUCAGACCCCGAAGACGUCGAAACCUGGGCAGUAUCGCCUCGAGGAGCAGGUUGGCUGUUUGGAGACCGAGUCAGUCAGGAAUUCUGCCACGUCAACGGACUCAACCUCAUUGCAAGAGCACAUCAACUAGUCAACGAAGGCUAUAAAUAUCACUUCAAGAGUCAGGACGUGGUGACAGUAUGGAGCGCCCCGAAUUACUGCUACAGAUGCGGAAAUCUGGCAUCGGUAUGCGACAUUGGCGAAGACAUGAAGCCAACAUUCAAGCUUUUCAGCGCUGUCAAGGAUGAGCUACGACAUGUCCCACCAUCAAGAGGUGGACGGAAUGAAUAUUUCCUUUAG